Messenger RNA from Oreochromis aureus, 1124 nucleotides. RefSeq names its product myeloid-associated differentiation marker-like. NCBI's taxonomy places the organism in Eukaryota, Metazoa, Chordata, Actinopteri, Cichliformes, Cichlidae. The record is from RefSeq and is a predicted model, not a curated record. The transcript has 2 exons. The coding region runs from base 172 to 999 and encodes 275 amino acids. Gene Ontology annotation, cellular component: membrane.
GGGAGCGGCUGCAGUUUCCACAUACCUUCAGUUACAUUCGACAGCAUUUCUGCUGAGACAGAAACCAAACAGCUUCUAGCAUAGCAUAAUAAUUUUGAAGUGAGAAAAAUAGAAGAGGUGCUAAAUUAACGAUAGAUCCAGCUGUAAUCUGUCUAACGGCUUACAGUCAGCAUGGUUACGGUGGACUUCAAGACACUCACAGCACCGGUGGGCAUUUUAAGGAUACUGGCAGUGGUCUUAACCUGCAUCUCCUUCAGCCUGGUGGCAUCACUGGGCCACAUUUCUCUGUCCUUCUGGGCCUGGUGCAUGUUCAGCUGGUGUUUCUGCUUCUGCAUCACCUUCCUCGUGCUCCUCCUGGAACUGACAACUCUAAACACAAAGCUGCCCAUCUCCUGGGAUGACUUCACUGCUGCAUUUGCCAUGUUGGCUACCCUGAUGAUGUUCACAGCAGCUGUUAUCUAUCCAUAUUUCUACGUCUGCUCUAGCUGCGGCAGAGGUAUUGGUGCCAGUGUCACGACCUGCUUGGCCUUCAUCCUCUACGCCGUUGAGGUGGGGCUUACCCGGGCCAAACCUGGUGAGAUCAGUGGAUUCCUUUCCACAAUCCCAGGCCUCCUCAAGGUUUUAGAGGCCUUUGUGGCCUGCAUCAUCUUCAUCUGUUUGGACUUCACCUUUUACUCUAACUUCCCGGGGCUCCAGUGGUGUGUUGCCGUCUACUCCAUCUGCUUCAUUUUUGCCCUCCUCGUCAUCAUUUUUACCAUCGGCCGCCUGCUUUCUCUCUUCCCCGCACCCUUCGACAAAGUCUUGACGGUGUGCAAUGUGCUGGCAGUGCUGAUGUACUUCACAGCUGUGGUCAUUUGGCCAUUUUACAGCUUUAGGAACAAUUUAGGCAACAGGGAUUUUUACAUAGUCAUUACUGUGAUGACCUGCUUGAACCUCAUUGCUUACAUUGUCGAUACAGUUUACUCGUUUAAGCUCGUCUUCUUCGUCAGCAGAACAUAGGUUGCAAAAACACCCCAAAAAGUCAGCGUGAACUUAUCUUUGAUUGAUUGAUUGAUUGAUUGAUUGAUUGUAUCAUAGUUAUUUUUAUGAUGGUUUAUGUCAUUUUGUUUUGCUGCAGAUUUCAU